Yamadazyma jaroonii is the source of this 1503-nucleotide messenger RNA. The record is from the annotation of a GenBank genome assembly. NCBI's taxonomy places the organism in Eukaryota, Fungi, Ascomycota, Pichiomycetes, Serinales, Debaryomycetaceae.
AUGGCAGGAGAUCCAUUUCUUUCAGAUCCUUCCAAGAAGAGGAAGAGAAGACAGGAUAACAGGUCCAGUACUACUAAGAAUAUACCCAAUAGAAGUAAUAGGGAUCAAAGAAAACCCCGAGAAUCUCGAGACGAAGAAAUAGAAGAUGAAGAAAUAUCAAGUGAGACAGAAGAUGAAAAUAUAAUGAGUGAUGAUAAUAAUGAAAUGGAAUCUGAUGAAGAAUUUGAAGGUGAAAACGCUGCUGACAAAAGAAGAAGGUUAGCUAAGCAAUAUCUUGAAAAUUUAAGAACAGAAGAAUUGGAUGAAUUUGAUGCCAAAGAUUUGGAUAAUGAUAAUAUUGGUAGAAGAUUACAAAAAGAUGUUGCUGAAUCCAAAGGUCAUAUUUAUAAAUUAUAUGGCGAUAAAUUAUCAGCUCAAAUCGAAGAACUCAAAACGAAAGUCACCAGAAUUGGAUGUAAAAAUUUAACUUGUUUAUCAAUCAAAUAUCCUUAUUUAUAUACGGUAUCGAAAGAUAUGGAAUUGAUUAAAUGGGAUAUACUGGAUAAGAUACAAAGAGUUAAACACACUAAAGGAGGAGCCAAAUACUUCAACUUGAAUAAUAAUCCUCAAAAGAAUCAUCAUUAUGAUACUAUUUUAUGUGUAGCAGCUUCAGGUGAUGGGAAAUAUGUCGUUACUGGAGGUAAAGAUGGAAGAUUAAUAAUAUGGUCCAGUGAAAGUUUAACUUGUUUGAAAGUAUUAGAAGCAAGAUCCCCCAUCAAUUCCAUUACUUUCCGUAGAAAUACUGAUCAAUUAUACGCUGCUUGUGAAGAUUUGAAAGUGAGAACAUAUUCCAUCAAUCAAUUCAGUCAAUUAGAAAUCUUGUAUGGACAUCAAGACAAUAUUGUAGAUAUAUCAGCAUUAAGUAGAGAAACUUGUGUUAGUGUUGGUUCAAGAGAUAAGACAGCAUUAUUUUGGAAAAUAGCUGAUGAAUCAAGAUUAACUUUUAGAGGUGGUGAUAAAAAAGAUACUAAAUAUGGUGAAGGAUCAUUAGAUUGUGUUUCAAUGGUUGAUGAAUCUCAUUUUGUGACCGGUUCAGAUAACGGGAAUGUCAGUUUAUGGUCAUUAGCUAAGAAGAAACCUUUAUACAUUGAUAGAUUAGCUCAUGGUUUAGAACCUACUUUAACUGUUACUGAAGCUUCAGGAGAUUUAAAAUCAGGAGAAAUUGAAAUCCCUGAACCUCAACCAUUCUGGGUUACUUCGAUUUAUGCUAUCCCAUUCACCGACAUUUUCGUGUCCGGUUCAUAUAAUGGAGAAUUGAAUUUUUAUAAAAUAGAUAAUGAAGGAUUCAGAAGUUUCAAGAAAAUCGGUUCUUUACCAGUAAAUGGAGUAAUUGUAUCAAUAGAAUGUGUUGAAGUAGAUAAAACCAUCAAAGGGUUUGCUUUAGUAAGUAAAGAACAUAAAUUAGGUAGAUGGUUGAAAGUUGGUGGUAGAAAUUCAUUAAUUUCCUUUGCAUUUGAUAUAUAA